Molecule: messenger RNA, 1836 nt
Organism: Acanthocheilonema viteae
Lineage: Eukaryota; Metazoa; Nematoda; Chromadorea; Rhabditida; Onchocercidae
Source: the annotation of a GenBank genome assembly
AUGGCAGCAUUGGGAGAGAAAUUGAUGAAGCGUUUGAUCCAGCUUGGAGCUACGAUGGCAGUUGGUGCUGGAGUGGUAUCAAAGGCAUUGUAUAACGUUGAUGGUGGACAACGAGCUGUAAUCUUCGAUCGUUUUACUGGGGUGAAACCGGAGGUUGCUGGCGAAGGAACGCAUAUGAUUAUUCCGGGAAUCCAAAAACCAAUCAUUUUUGAUAUUCGAUCAACUCCGAGAGUCGUCUCUACGAUUACAGGAAGUAAAGACCUGCAAAAUGUGCAAAUAACAUUGAGGAUUUUGCACCGACCCGAACCGAACAAGUUACCGAAUAUAUAUUUGAACAUUGGACGUGACUAUGCAGAAAGAGUGUUACCUUCGAUCACAAAUGAAGUUCUGAAAUCUGUCAUUGCUCAAUUUGACGCACACGAAAUGAUCACACAACGAGAAAGUGUCAGUCAUAGAGUUUCUCUUGAAUUAUCAGAGAGAGCCAAACAAUUCGGCAUUUUAUUAGAUGACAUUGCCAUUACGCAUUUGUCUUUUGGGCGGGAAUUUACUGAUGCUGUAGAGAUGAAACAGGUAGCUCAGCAAGAAGCUGAAAAAGCUCGUUAUCUUGUCGAAACAGCGGAACAAAUGAAAAUUGCAGCUGUAACGACUGCAGAAGGUGAUGCACAAGCAGCGAAGCUUCUAGCUCAGGCGUUCAAAGAAGCGGGUGAUGGUUUAAUUGAGUUACGGAGAAUUGAAGCUGCGGAAGAAAUAGCUGAAAGGAUGGCAAAGUCCCGAAAUGUUGUGGAAGAGUGUUUUGGAUUUGUGAAAGAUAAAAUGCCUUUGUCAUGCCGAUUUUAUGCAAAUCAGUUUCCUGAUGUAGAGGAUACGGUUAUGGUAAAUAUACGCCAAAUCGCUGAAAUGGGUGCUUAUGUAUCGCUUUUGGAAUAUAAUAAUAUAGAAGGGAUGAUAUUGCUAUCAGAACUUUCACGACGACGUAUCCGAUCAGUAAAUAAGUUAAUACGAGUUGGUCGAAAUGAGUGUGUUGUUGUUAUACGCGUUGAUAAAGAGAAAGGUUAUAUUGAUUUGUCGAAGAGACGAGUUUAUUCGAAAGAUUCGAUACAGUGUGAAGAACGGUUCGCCAAAGCCAAAGCUGUCAAUAGUAUCCUUCGACAUGUAGCCGACCAGUUAGGUUAUGAUUCUGAAGAGCAGUUGGAAGAGCUGUAUGAGAAAACAGCAUGGUAUUUCGAUAGAAAACUGAAGAAGAAGGGAGCUGCAUUUGAUAUUUUUAAGAAAGCUAUCACUGAUUCAUCUGCUUUGGAUGAAUGCGACAUAACACCGGAUAUUCGUGAAAAGCUACUGAUAGAUAUUAAAAAAAGACUAACUCCACAAGCCGUGAAGAUACGGGCUGACAUUGAAGUUUCGUGUUUCGCAUAUGAUGGGAUAGAUGCUGUAAAAGAAGCUCUGAUUGGAGGACAGAAAUGCUCAACACCGGAAAUGCCAAUUAAGAUCAAUCUUAUAGCAGCACCACUUUUUGUUGUUACAACACAAACAUUAGAAAGAAGUGAAGGUUUGGAAGCAAUAAAUAAAGCUCUUACUUUAAUCAAAAACACUAUCGAAUCUUAUCAGGGAAGCUUUAAGAUCGUCAUGGCUCCGAAAGUAGUGACAGAUUUGGAUGAAGAAGAAAUCAAGAAGCGAAUGGAAACAAUGGAAAAUCUUGUUGGAGAAUUGAGUGGUGAGGAGGAUGAGGAUGAUGAUGAUGGUUUGGUGGCACCGAAAGGAUUAGAUCAGCAAGCAGAUGCCGAGGAAGCAAAUCGGAGGAAUAAAAGCGAUAAUGAUUCUGACGAACUUGAUGAAUGA